Messenger RNA from Monosiga brevicollis MX1, 1671 nucleotides. RefSeq lists its product as uncharacterized. The transcript is spliced from 14 exons. Gene Ontology annotation, biological process: transmembrane transport. The coding region runs from base 1 to 1671 and encodes 556 amino acids. Gene Ontology annotation, molecular function: sulfate transmembrane transporter activity. NCBI's taxonomy places the organism in Eukaryota, Choanoflagellata, Craspedida, Salpingoecidae. Gene Ontology annotation, cellular component: membrane. The record is from RefSeq and is a predicted model, not a curated record.
AUGGUCGUGCCACAAGCUCUUGCCUAUGCUUCAAUCGCUGGACUUCCCAGUCAGUAUGGCCUGUAUGCCUCCUUCAUGGGCUGCUUUGUCUAUGUCCUUCUCGGCUCGUCCAAGGAUAUCACCCUGGGUCCCACAGCCAUCAUGUCCCUUCUAACUGCCAAAAGCUCGCAACAGGUCGGGGGCGUCACAGUGCCCGCACAUGCCAUCUUUCUGUCCUUCAUGGCCGGCGUCUUCCAAGUGGGCAUGGGUAUUUUACGCCUCGGUUUUCUUGUGGAUUUUAUAUCCUUUCCCGUCAUCAACGGCUUUACCACCUCUGCCGCCAUUACAAUUGGCUUUGGCCAAGUCAAGAGUCUUUUCGGCCUCCAUGGCGUUCGCCGGCCCUUUCUCGAAUGUGUCCAUGACACAUUUGCAGGCCUAGACAAAACCAUCAUGUUGGAUCUGGGUGUGGGCUGUGCCGGCUUUCUGAUCCUGAUGCUCCUCAAGGAGUGGAAGGCCCGCCAUGACAAGAAAGCGGGCGCUGUGGCUAAAAUAGCCUGGUUUCUUGGCACGGCACGAAACGCUGUCGUGGUCAUCCUGGCCGGGCUGUUUGCCUACGGCAUGCUCAAAGGCCAAGUCGUGCAGCCCUGCCAUAAGAAAGGCCCAUUUGACCGGAGCUGCAUUACCGUGGUCGGGGAUCUGCCCGGUGGCCUGCCAUCUCUCGAGGCUCCUGACUUGGGUCUAGCCGGCGACUUGAUAAGUAGUGCCUUUGUUUGUGCCAUGAUCGGCUACUUGGAGUCCAUUGCCAUUGGCAAAGCCUUUGCCCGCCAGAACAACUACAAGAUUGACCAAUCUCAGGAACUGGUGGCCAUUGGUGGUGCCAACAUCUUGAGCUCCUUCUUCCAAUCCUAUCCCAUCACAGGCAGCUUCUCGCGCACGGCCGUCAACUCGGCGUCAGGUGUCCACACGCCCCUGGGUGGCAGCAUUACCGGACUUGUCGUGAUUUUAGCGCUCCAGUACAUGACUAGCCUGUUCUACUACAUCCCACAAUCUGCGCUGGCCUCCAUUAUCAUCAGUUCAGUGGUGACCAUGGUAGACUACGAGUCACCUAUCAUCAUGUGGAAGGUCAAUCCGAUUGACUUGAUCCCCUAUCUUCUCUCCUUUUGGCUUUGCUUGAUUCUUGACAUCAAAUACGGCAUCCUGGCUGGCGUGGCCGCCAACGUCUGCAUUGUCAUGUACUUCACCGCUCGGCCGGGACACGACCUUUUACAGCGCUCCUUAAUUCCGGGUGGCACAAACAAUUAUGAACCUACCAAGUAUUACGCUGGCAUGGUUGAGCACCUUCCUAAUGGCGUAGCCGUGAUCCGUUUGAAUGGCGACCUAUUCUUUCCCGGUGUGGCCAACCUCAAGGAUAUGAUCGAGGAGUUGCAUGCAGAAGUGAAGUUCAAGGCUCUUGUACUGGACUUUGCACACGUGCAGCACAUUGACUUUACCGCUGCCACCGGCAUGCUGGAGAUUGUGGAGCUGCUACAGGGGGUAGAUGCCACGAUCGCCGUGUGCAACCUCCACAUCGACGUGUCCCAGGUUUUGAGUCGCAAUGGUGCUUUGGGUGCCGUUGUGGUCUGCAUAGUUCGACGAGCGGCGAUCGUCUGCUGGGCGAUGUUCACCGUCACGAAUCAUAUGGAACACACGUGA